CACCAAUGGAGAUUGAGCUGAGUUGGAGCAGAGAAGUUUGAGUAAGAGAUAAGGAAGAGAGUGGCCGAUCAGCAUUGACUCCGACACUGCAGCGUCUCCUUCACUGAGGAAACUGGACGGAUCUACAUCAGGGACAGCAGGGGCAAGCAGCACAGACAGCACAGCAUCCUCCUGGGCUCCUUAUUGCACAGCACAUAAACUAUUUCAUUGUGUGUGGGGAUACAGCAAGCUGACACCAUUUCACUGUGGACAUUACACCCUCUUACAGAUAUGGGUGACAUGGGAGACCCUCCAAAAAGUAAGCAAGCUAUUUGUUUUUCCUUUGCUGUGAGUUUUGUGCCCAUACCCAGCCCUGCAAGAAUGAUGGUGCACUGCAUGUCUACACUGCAAUGAAGGAGGGGGGAUGAGGGGGGGUACUUACCUGGGUGCUGUCAGUGCCAAGGGGUAAGAGGAGGGGGUGUGGGAGGGUGAUGGUGGCUGGAAGCUGUUAUCUCAAUGAGGUACCUCAUUUCAGGUACAGGAACUAAAAUGCUACCUUGAUGAUAUUGCUGUGAAUUGGAUAUAUAUAUAUAUAUAUUUAAAAAAAUACAUUUGUGUGUAAGUACAGGUACAUUUAUAUAUUUAUUUAUUUAUUUAUUUAUUAUGAUUUAGAAUUUUAUGCAUUUGGCCAUUUAAUAUGAAUCCCUCUCCUGCAUCUGGGAGUUAUUACAGGCAUUUCUGCAAGUGAUUAUUAGGAUGCUGUGUAUGUGUGUGUGUGUGUGUGUCUGUGUGUGUGUGUGUGUGUGUGUGAUCUGCCAAUUUCUAUGACUGUAUUAUGUGUGACAGCAAUCCUGGCACAGGGUAUGCUUCAUUUGAACAUCCCUCUUCUAAAUGCUAUAAUUUCCCUAAAUACUGUCAUGUAAAACACAAGGGCAGAUCGCUUACCUUCAUACACACACUUUAAAUCAAUCAUGUUUGUGUGAUACUCUGAAGCACACACACACACAAUCAAAUAUAUAUAAUAUAUAAUGUAAUAUAUAUAUAUAUAUAUAUAUAUAUAUAUAUAUUAUACACACACACACCUUAUGUGUGUCUGUGUGUAAAUAAAAUAAUUGCAGUACAUAUUGACAAUCCUAGUCUCCAUUUAAAACAUGGUCCGCCUCCUUUUAAAUGAGUCAAAGGUUUGAUGGCACACAUCAAUUAUCAUCUAAAAAGUGGGAUAUACUUGUUUUUGUCUUAAUACCAUGCACACACAUACAGCCUCUCAGUGCACGCCCUGCAAAAAGUGUGUUUAUCUCUGUAGGAGAGUAAACGGUUAGUCAAUCAUGUAUUUCUUUUUUUUGCAGAAAAACGCCUGAUUUCCCUAUGUGUUGGCUGCGGUAAUCAGAUUCACGAUCAGUAUAUUUUGAGGGUUUCCCCGGAUUUGGAAUGGCAUGCAGCCUGUCUCAAAUGUGCAGAGUGCAAUCAGUAUCUGGAUGAGACCUGCACUUGCUUUGUUAGGGAUGGCAAAACCUAUUGUAAAAGGGACUAUAUCAGGUAUGCUGAAUCCUGGACUGGUUUAUUUACAAUUUCAUUUCAAUGUGCUCUUUAUUUUUAUACAAUACUGGCAUUAUAUCUGGCAUUAUAUAUAUUUUUUUAAUUUUUCUUUCCUUUAUAGAAACAGUUAUAGCAAUAAAAUAAUAAUUUCAUAAGGUUACUAUUUUAUUUAGAUCACGCUACAAGUCAGGUAGUGUUUGCCCAUUUUAUUUAUAUUGUUUGUUUGUUUGUUUGUUAAAUGUGUAUAUGUUGAAUAAUCAAUAGAAUAUUAAGUGGUUUCUUUUCUCAAUAAUGAAGUGACAUUUCAGGAUAAAUGCAUUCUAUACACCUUAAUAAAAUUAUGAUAAAUAUAUAUUGUUUUUUAGUGUUACAUUUUAUAAUAUUUAUACAUUUUUUUAUUUUACGAAAAUUGUGGUUAAUAUUAAAUAUAUCCAUUUGAUCAUUUGUCAGAUUGAUAUUAAUAUAUAAUUAUUAAGAUGAAGUCCUGAUAAAAUCAAUGACAUUUAAUCUUAAAAAAUAGCCCUGUCCCAGUGUAUGAUUGUCUCCCCUCUUAUCUUAUCUCUGUUGAUGAAUUGCACAGAACAGAUCAAAUUGCCCAUCAUCCUGCUGUGAACAAUCGGGAUAUUUAGAUAAUGGGAACAGCUUCCUUCCUCACAUUAAAAUCUGGGAACUGAUAAACUCCUCCAGUUGCCUGUCCUGACACCACACAGACCCAAACUGAGGGAGCCGCUUACCUUUAUUUAUCAGUCCUUUCCAAAUUGUAGCCUACCAAAAAUACAACCCACUAUCCGUAAAAAAAAAAAAAAAAAGAAGAAGGAUAAGAAUAAUGGGGAUUUACAAAGUAAAAUCGUAUUCUUCAAAUGCACACGAUACAAUGUAUACAGGCAAAACAAUAAUAUUUAUAUUAUUACCGUUAUAUAUUAAAAAAAAAUCCUGUAAAUUACUCACAUUAAAGUGUACACGAUUUAUAGAAUAUAAUUAAUUUCCAACUACGUUAUGUUUGGGGUGCAUUAUUUCUUAAGCACGUUGUGUGCUUAUAUUUAAUGUUAAUUUUAAAUAUGACGAUAUUAAAAAUGUAAAGAUCAGCUUCAACAGAGAAGAAUUUAAAACUGUGUGCAUAAAUUAAAAAAAAUCAAAAGAGCAAAAUAAUAUCUUUAGAUAUCGAGAAUAAGAUUUAUAUAUAUAUAUAUAUGUGUGUGUGUGUGUGUGUGUGUGUGUGUGUGUGUGUGUGUGUAUAUAUAUAUAUAUAUACUGCAUACUUUUAAUAUUAUAAUCUACAGACAUAUACUAUUAUAUAUAGACUACAUACAUAUAACAUUUUACAUAGAAUUGUAACAAAUUAGUUGCUGAAGAAACCACGUGGCUUAAAUGAAACCUGUCUUUAUCAUAAAUCAACAGUUUAGUUAAAUAAAAGAACUGUCGAUCUAGGGCCUGAAAGGCUUUAUUCACACAGACUGAAGCCAGACAUUAGAGGUAAGCGAGCCCUGCUCUCUGUGUGUACUAAACUCAGUCUAUUGGCUGACAGAUUAGCAGGGGUACACACACUUUGAGACACUCUGGGAUGUUUCAUACAUGUGAAGUCUGAAACAUAUCAGUGAUAACAGUAAUAAUUCCAUCGUUGGAGGAGAAACCCACAGAACGAUCCUUGUUCGUAAAAGAACACUGUGUAAAAAAAGAGAGAAUGAAAGAAAGAAAAUUACAAACAAACAAACAAAAAAGAAUCCAUGCUUCUUCUAAUCUGCCAGACAGUAUAACCAGGAAAUUGGUUAGCUAUCUAUCACAUACCAAAGGGUGGCUGUUUUUUUUUAUGUGUUUUUUUUUUUUUUCCUUCUUUCUUUUUUUAGGUGUAGACAGAGCUGGGUGUCCAAACAGUGGGAGCAGAUAGGUUACACACACAUACACAAAUAGUUAAAUAUAGAUAGAGCAAGUAUAGAUAAGGCCAAGGACUUUCAAGGAGCCACUUGGAUCUGUGUUCUAAUAUGAGCAAAGUGAGAGAUCUGACACUUAAUUUCUUUUUCUUUUCUUUUUUUGUCCUUUUUGUUUUUCCUCCCCCUUGCCCACCCCACCACCAUUGCAACUGCUCCCACCGUGCAGGUUAUACGGGAUCAAAUGUGCAAAGUGCAAUAUCGGCUUUAGUAAGAAUGACUUUGUGAUGAGAGCCAGAUCUAAGGUGUAUCACAUCGAGUGUUUCCGCUGUGUGGCCUGCAGUCGCCAGCUCAUCCCGGGGGACGAGUUCGCUCUGAGAGAAGAUGGCCUUUUCUGCAGGGCAGACCACGACGUGGUGGAGAGAGCCAGCCUGGGGGGCAGCGACCCUCUCAGCCCCCUGCACCCUGCAAGACCCCUGCAGAUGGCAGGUACUUCCUUCUCCCGGAUUACGUUUCAUGCUGCCUGUCACAGGAGAAUGGGGACAGUGCUAGACUUCCUUGGGAUUACCUGAAGGAUCUCUCUCUCCUGCUCUCAAUACUGCUUCAUUCCAAUCACCCAUGACUAGAAGCCAAGGCAAUUUUAUUUUUAAUUAUUUUUUUCUAUUUUUUUAUUUUUUAUAAUUUAUGGAACUGCUAAUCUGAUUUGACACAUUUAUUAUUAUUAUUAUUAUUAUUAUUAUUAUUAUUAUUAAAUACGUAGAUACAGUAAAAAAAAUAAAUAUAGCUGUAAAGGAUAAAGCAAAAUUAAUUUAGAAUUUGAUUGUGUUAUUAAAAAAUAUAUAUCAGCACUUCUUAAAAACUCGAUCUAAACGUGUUCAGUGCAUGAAACGGCAAGGCAAGCAAAGGGUUACAUCCGAGAAGCAGAAAUAUAUAUAUUUUUUCCAGUUGUGACUAUGUACAAUUGCAUUGCAAUGCAAUGUUAUACGAUGUGUCUUGCUGUUUUGUAUCCCCUGGCCUUGUGGUGGUAAUCCGACACCCCUAUAAAGCUGCAAAUGGUUAAUAUAACAGCAUUUACAUAUAAAUAGACGAGAAAGGAGAGAUAAGUAUACCUGCAAAAAGAAAAUAUAUACAAUUAAAUUCAGUUAUAUAUUUUAAAAAAGAAGAUAAAUCUGAUGUGAAAACUUAGUGCACGAUUAUAAUGUUUUGUUUCAAUUUUAUCUUUUUUUAAUUUUAGUUUUUGUUAUUUUAUUUAAAAAUAAUAAUAAUAAUAAUAAUAAUUUAAGAAUCCUUUUCAGUAAGACUUGGAAAAAUUGAAGGCAGACACUUAGCCUGUAAUUUAAAACUGUCAACAAGCUAAUCUUCAGUAAUUGCCUGCUAAAGCGAUCUUGCACUUUUCAAACAUAUCUGGUGAUUUGAUAAAAAAAAAUAAAAAAAAAUUGGGUGGUGUAACCCCAUACUACAUCUAAGAGAAGAGAGAGAUCCUACAGUAAAAUACUGAGCAGAAAUAGGUCAAUGUUUUUUUUUGUUGGUUUUUUUUUGUUUUUUUUUUGUUUAAUGCUAUGGUUGUCUUGUAAGCACUGUGAGGAAGAAAAAAAAAAAAGCAAACCACAAGGAUCACAUAGCAGAGUUUGGAUAAACUAGUUGUUUUAAUUCAAAAGAGAAUUUUCCAGUCCAUUUAUGACUAAUUGAAAAGAGAUUGUAUACAUUUAUCCCCAUUGCAAAGGCUUCAAAUGACAUUCUUACCAAAAUACCUGUUGGGGGAGGGACACACAGAAAUUCUGAUUCCAUACAACUGAUUGCAAAGACAUGAAACCCUAGAAGUUUUUUGGAGACUGAAUUCCCCAUAAUGCUUAGCCUGCCAAUAUCUAGGGUAGCUAAAGACAGUGCUCAGCUCUAUUCCUUAGCCUGCUCAUAUCCAGAGUUUUGCAAUGAGAGCUGAAGGGGAUAUACUGUGUUUUUGGUAUCUGGGCAUAUCUUUUGCAAACAGAACAGCUUACACUGUAACCACAUAGCUGGAAACAAACGCGUUUACACCACUUGUGCCGCUUUAUUGUUCUAUGUUAUCAGCUUAACCUAAUAUUUAAGGAGAAAUGCUGUUUACAAUUGCAUUGUACUUUUAUAUCUUGCCUUAGUUAGUCUGAAUAGCACCUCUUACAUAGAGAUUUGUUCUGCUAGUCACUAUUUCAAGGGAAAUUUGACUUUCUAAGAUCACAAAACCCUUUUUUUAAUUAUUAUUAUGAAAGGUUAAAAUGUCUCCUUUUAUGCCUAUAGAUAUGGGAAAUGAUUGCAUACUAUUACACAGCUUUCAGCAUUUGUGAGGCUUAUAAAGUGACAAAGGCUAUAUUGUAUGUUAUAAUGUAUUUAACUGAUAAUAUUAAUCUAAAUGCAUAGAAAAGACUGGGCUUGAUUACUUAAUGCAUAAAUAUAGAACAAUAUGUAUACAAUUUUGGGGGGCUGUUAAUUCACUAAACAGUGAGUCUGGGGCUUGAUUAGAAAUGUUCUUAAUGUCGAUCAAAAUAUCCAGGAAGAAUAAAAGUAUUUUAGAAGACUUGCAAUAUGCAUUAUAAAAUAACCCCCAAGAUAUCUGAGAUUCAGCAGAAUUUAAAUUUAUUUUUAUAAUUUUCUUUUUUUUUUUUUUUCUAAAUAAUGUAAGUUGAUUCUCAGCUGAAGACUAUGUGAGUAGUUACUGUGAGUUCAUAAAUGACCUUAUUGGUUCAUUCAUUUUACAGCAGAACCCAUUUCUGCCCGGCAGCCCGCCCUAAGACCCCACGUCCACAAACAGCCAGAAAAGACCACCCGGGUCCGAACAGUCCUUAAUGAGAAGCAGCUUCACACCUUGAGGACCUGCUACGCUGCCAAUCCCAGGCCUGAUGCUCUAAUGAAGGAGCAGCUAGUGGAAAUGACUGGGCUUAGUCCCAGGGUCAUCAGGGUCUGGUUUCAAAACAAGAGGUGCAAAGACAAAAAGAGGAGUAUAAUGAUGAAGCAACUCCAGCAACAACAACCAAACGACAAAACUGUAAGAGCCUCCUUUAUCUAGGUACUGAGACAUUUUAACCCUUUGAGUGACAGUUCCAAACCAACCAGUUACUCUCGCACCUGCUGACACCCAAAGGGUUAAAGAGACUGGGGAAUAUUCUAUCAUUAAAAUGUUAUGUAUUUUUAUUUAUUAUCAAAUAGAUCUGCUGAGCUAUUGUCAUCAAUUAACCGUUAAAUGGCCAAGGGCGGUGAACAAUGCCUUUUUGCCUCCUAAAUGGUUUACAGGGGUGAACAAUAAGCUGUCACUUGGUCCUUCUGACACUCGAAAAUAUAUUUUAAACGACUUUUUUCCCUUUCUUUGCAAGUGGAAUUGAGGGAUGGUUACAGUCGCUGGGCCCAUCUAGCCCUCAGUGGGUUAAGUUUAUCAUGCAUGCUAUGAGUGGGCUUUAUAACUAAUGCUUUUGUUAAUCUGUUAUCUUUAUAAACCCUUUGAAUGCCGAAUUGGGUGGGCAUUUAUGUGCUGCUUAGUUACCCCCAACCCUUACGGCAUCACGUUAUGAGAAGGCUUUGCUAUGACUAUACUAUAAACCAUAUACAAAUAUUGUUAGAUAGGUUUUGUAUUAACCCUUGUAUCGCCAAAGGAGUCCAACCAUGCUGAAGUCACUAUUUCUCUAUGACAUAGUAAAUAGUGCCUUAGUUUACUAAACAUAUCUUGUCCUAAACGUACUUUAACAGUUAUGCCUUUGGAUUCGUUGUCUUUUAACCCUUUAAAAUGAACAUAUUUAAACUUUGGUUUGAGUCAGUGGGCCAACCUGGCACUCAAAAGGUUAAAUGGGUGGUGGGGGGGGGGUUAAUCUGGUGCUAUUGAUAUAAUGCCUUCAGUGUGUGCUUUUGGCAAAUACAGGUGUUAAUACUGACCUUUAUUAACUCUUGAAGACAGAGGAUGAGGGCUGCGUUACAUACACACACUUUGCAGAAUGUGAAUUGUGUGUACUAUGAAAUGCGAUUUUAGUCCAAUGUUAAUUACACCAUCUACAGGACUGUAGUAUCCGCCCAUGAAUGCUUGAUUUAUUUAGGAAUGUUCUAUGUUUGCAUCCCCUGACUUACUGCAAUGAUAACCACACCUAUCACUCCCUUCCCAUUAAAAAUGGCCAUUUUGAAUUGUGGUUUUACCUUUCACUCUUGAACUCAGAAUAAUAAGAAUACAGUGCUAGAAUACUAAUACACAGUGUUAAAAUGUCUCUGCUAGUUUAACAGACAUACACGGAUUUAACUAUCUCAGUGCCAGAAGCCACAUAGUUCCUCAGGGUAGCCCUGUCUAGCCUAAAGAUCUCGUUCAGAUACGUAUUUUCUGUGUUUAUAUCAUACACAAAUCAGUGUUUCCAGCUGAAAUUCCAAAUAGCAUUCUAAGCAAUGCAUUUCCACAUUUUCAACAUUGUGUCAGUCAGUCCACACUAGCAAUCAUGCAGGUUUUACACCCACAUGGUGUGCUUUACAAUAGCCAGGAGCUAUAUGUGACAGGCAUAGGGGAAGGUCUCCGGGAUCUGUCAUACUGUACCUUCUCUGGACACUUUUUCCUUGUGCAUGCCACACCUGGGGUUAUUAUGUUAAGUAAUCACAAACUAUGUUACUGAAUAUGAAUUGUGCAACAUUAUACCUAAUUCUCUAGAAAGCUGAUUGUCACAAAAUAUCCAUCCAUCUAUCCAUCUAUCUAUCUGUACAUUUUUUGUUUUUUUUUACAACUGUGGUUGCUGAAGGAGUUAUUUCCCAAAUAACAUGAGUGGAAGACAGAUUUGAAGAUGCUGCAGUUAGUUCCCUGACCCCUAUUCGCUGUUGCUGGUUAUCACAAAUUGCCUCUAUUGUCCUUCACAUGGGUAGCAAUUACAGGGAAAUUAAAGGUCAUGCUUUCCUUUCAGAAUAUUCAAGGGAUGACAGGAACCCCUAUGGUGGCUUCUAGUCCCGAACGACACGACGGCGGAUUACAGGCGAAUCCUGUGGAGGUUCAGAGUUACCAACCACCGUGGAAGGUCCUCAGUGACUUUGCACUGCAGAGUGACAUUGAUCAACCGGCUUUCCAACAACUGGUGAGUCUUUACUUCAUGGUCUAAAUGGGCUCUAGGCUGGGGGAGGGGGUUAUCAUUCCUCUGGACUGUAACUCCCAUCAUCACCAGUCAUGCUUGUAUAUGGGUUGUGCUCAGUACAGUCAUGCAUGGAAUUGUGAUAUGUAAAUUACAUCAAGAAACUUAUCAAAUAAGAAAAACUACAAAUGUACUUUUAAAAUUCUCUAACUUACACAUACACCCCCAAAUUAAUAGCAAAUAAAAUUUCUAGUAUCUUCAUUUUUCUAUAUGAACUCAAUGGGGGGAUAGCCAUUUUUAAAAUAUCUGGUGAAAGAAUUACCCUUUAAAAAUAUUGCAAAAGUGGGCUCUGUUAACUAAAUAAAAUGUCUUGGUGAGUUGACAGCUAAAGCAAGAUGUCGACCAAAAUAGCUGAGUUGCCAAUCUUUAGAUUCUAACUCUGCAAUUUUCAAAGACAAUUUGCUUGUUGGUAGUCAGCCUGCCACAGCUCACUAUUUUAGGAAUAAAAUACGAUUUAUUCAGGAAACCUUCUUCUGCAGCAUCAAACCCAAAACGUGCAAUGCAAUACAAAUAGGAAUUAUUAGUAUCAAUGUUGUGCUUUGUAAUAAUGUAAUAUGUUUUAAAGAUUUUAGUAUGUGUUUGACUUACAAUGUAAAUAUUAUUUUCUGCUAAUUCCUCUGUAAUCUAUGAUGACUGUAAUUUUAAAGGGAGGUUCUAGAAUGCCUAGUACCCCACCCACGUUGACAAAAAAAUAAAAUAAAAUAAUAACUUUAAAAGAUGUAUUCCUUAAACAAUAAACCGUGUAGAGUUAAAAAUCGAAUCUUAAUAUUCAGAGUAAUAGAGCCAAAAUGGGAUUACAGUGCAGUUGGACAAUUUUUCUUAAUCAAUUUUUUUUUCCUUAAAAUUUCCAAUUCAUCUUUCUACUCCUACCACUUAUUAUUUAGUGAAUAAACCACUUUAUUUUUAGUAGAAAGGCUUGUUUGCUAAAUAAACAGGGUCCCUCAAAACCUACAUUUUACUUGACACCAUAUAAACCUGAUUAGUUAUUCACUCAUUCGCUUUUUAUGAUUCACUCACUUCUAAUGAUUCUCACUGGUUAAUCUUAGUGCUACAUGUGUAAUAAGAAAUUCUGUCUGUACACUUGGUAAAUGAAAUAUCAACCUCUUCGGAUGACCAUUCUAGAAUUUAUGAAGUCUUCAUGUCUAGAAUUUUUUUUCACACUUUCUAUUUUUUUUUUCCUUUUCUUUUCCUUUCCCCCCUUCCUGUUCUGCUUCUAAUGGAAGACCUGUUUCUCACAGGUAAAUUUUUCAGAAGGAGGACCAGGUUCCAAUUCGACUGGAAGUGAAGUGGCCUCAAUGUCUUCACAGCUACCGGACACUCCAAAUAGCAUGGUAGCCAGCCCCAUCGAGGCAUGAAAGGAAUGGACUCUGAUUUUCCCCCAAAACUUUUGGAAAUAAAACGGGAAGAAUAUACUCUUGGACUUCAAUACAGUAUUUUAUGAACCAACUGAUGCAGCCAGAGCCUAUAGGAAACCCAGGAAGAUGCACGGAGUCCAUCCGGAGAUGAUGGAAGGUAGCAACACUGUGAAGACAAUCAUGGGAUAUAUAUUACUAGGAUUGAACGACCUAAAAAAAUAUUCAAAAUGGUCGAGGAAUAUAGCAAGAAUAUCACAUACAAUAAAUGGGGCUUUGAGGAAUUAUAUCUGUUGAUCUUUGGAGGAAAAAAAAGAGGAACCAAGGAUUAAUCUUGAUUGCAACCCUUAGCACAUUUUACAACAAACCCAAGAUGGAGAGAUAACACACACAUCUUCUUAAUCCGAAUGGUGCUUAUCUCACAUCACUUAAUCAUUGCAUUGCCAAACAGGAGCUCUGAGAGGUUUGAGGCCAGCCCAGACUAUGACCAAGUUAAAUGGACAUUGACUUGAGGGAUCUUCUGGAGGAUUAGAGGUGCAGUUUGGAUACAUCAAUUUGCAAUGUUCUAAACAAAUUGUAACAAAUGGGGAGUUGCUAAAAUUAUAGCAUGUUAACUGUUUUUUUUUUUUUUUUUGAGAUCCUUCUUGUCUUUCUCAUGAAGUCCAAAAAAAUAAAUAAAUAGAAAAAAAAAGUUGAAAACCACAACCAAACUACAUAUACAACAACUAAAGACAGGCUUAAUUAGAUUAUUAUUUUCAAUAUGCUUUUUCCCCCAAAUCAACUCUAGGAAGCAUUGCAACAACAAGGUAUACCUCUUUAAACACAAAUAUCUCCAGUUUGUUUGUGAUUCUUGUUAGUCCAAGAACUUUUUCCCUCCCCCCCACCCCCAAAGAUGUGUAUAGUUAUUGGUUCAAACGACUGUUUCUCUCUGGAAAUAAAGAGGAAUGAAACUUUUUGUUUGCUCUUGCAUUGCAAAAUUAUAAAGUAAUUUAUUAUUUAUUGUCGAAAGACUUGCCACUUUUCAUGUUAUUUGACUAUAUUUUUUUUUUGUUUGCUGAAGUAAAAAAAAAAAAAUCAAGAAAAAAAAUGUUGUAUGUGAAUUUGUGAAUUAUAUGUCUAUGUCUGCAAUUUUGAUUUUUGUUUUCUUACAUUUGAAAUAAUAUGAAAUAAAAAAAGCCAUAUCUAGACAAUGACACUGAACAGGGGUUUGAUCACCAGUCUAUACCUGAUAAGGAAUAUGGGAAUCUCUAAGUAAUCAGAUCUCUACCUGUAACCCAGCCUCUCUGCAUGUACUGUUUCCAUUUGAUAGGAUCCAGGUUUAAAAUACAG
This is a messenger RNA of Pelobates cultripes (western spadefoot toad), 11175 nucleotides long. NCBI's taxonomy places the organism in Eukaryota, Metazoa, Chordata, Amphibia, Anura, Pelobatidae. The record is from the annotation of a GenBank genome assembly.